AUGGGUAUCUGGUGUUUCAUAAUUCUUUCAGUGCUCAUUGGAGCUGUGGCAAACGAAGGCACUCAUCCAAAUAAUCAAACUGUUGCUUUAGAAGAAGACAUGACCAAAUCACAAAUAUUAGAGCGAGUUGACAGUUUAUCAAAUGCUUUAAGCGAUAAAAUAAAAGUGUUUAACGAUCGGGUCAACAAAUUGUUGGAAAAGUUUGAGGACAAACUGCAGCGCUUCUCAACGUCAGCUGUACAACGGAUGAUCAAUCUAGAGCAGAAGCUAGAACGACUUUCAGAAGACACUGCAUUAUACUUUAUGCAGCCGGAUCCAUCCAAGAAUGUAUCGUUUGAAGUAGCUCGUGACUUUACGAAUAAUCACGGAUUCGGAGACAAUUGGAUCAUUUUCCAGCGACGGUUCAACGGUUCGGUCGAUUUCUAUCGCAACUGGACCGAGUAUAAGCAAGGAUUUGGUGAUCUACGCGGCGAACACUGGCUAGGGUUGGAAAAGCUACACAUGAUCGUGAAAACCCAGCGACACGAGCUGCUCAUCGUGUUGGAAGACUACGAAGGCGUGAUCGCGUAUGCACAUUACGAUGACUUUCAAAUUGGAAAUGAAACUGAGAAAUACAUCAUAAAAUCGGUCGGUAAAUACACCGGUACGGCGGGUGAUUCAUUCACCCAUCACAAGGACGAAUUAUUUACAACAUACGAUCAGGAUAAUGAUAAAGUUGAUUACAAUUGUGCCCAAUCGUUUGUUGGCGGAUGGUGGUUCUACAGGUGUUAUCAUAGCCAUUUGAAUGGAGAAUAUUUAGAUGGAAAUAACAUACGUGUAGCUGGUAUCAAUUGGAAUUCUUUUAGGGGACGAAAAAACUCCCUGAAGAGCACCAAAAUGAUGGUUCGACCUGUUGCGUUAUGA
Molecule: messenger RNA, 903 nt
Organism: Anopheles marshallii
Lineage: Eukaryota; Metazoa; Arthropoda; Insecta; Diptera; Culicidae
Product: microfibril-associated glycoprotein 4-like
Exons: 3
Coding region: 1-903 (300 amino acids)
Source: RefSeq, a predicted model, not a curated record